GCCAAGUCCCUCUCCCCGACUGGAGCGCGAGGGUCUGCCUGCCUGCCACAUUGCCAGGCCUCCGCUCGUCUCGUCUCGUCUCCUCCUCCUCCGCCUCCUCCUCCUGCUGACGUCUCGUCCGUCUGAAAAACUCCGGGCAACGGCGGCGGCGCUUCUGAGCGGCUCAGAGAGCGGCAGCAGCGGAGAGGAGAGCGAGCGAGCGAGCGAGCCGAGCCGUGCAAAGCGCCAGCCGCGAAGAUGGUGGUGGGAGCGUCGUUUCCUUCGUCUGCGUCGUCGGCCGCCGCUGCCGCCAGCUCCGCCGCUCCGUGCGCCCGCCGCCUGGCCCGCCGCUCGCACUCGGCGCUCCUCUUGGCGCUCACCGUCCUGCUUGUGCAGACGCUCGUCGUGUGGAAUUUCAGUAGCCUGGAUUCCGGCGAGGAGGAGCAGCAGCGGGGCGCCGUCGCCGGUGGCGGCAGCAGCAGCAGCAGCCGCCGCCGCGAGAAGCGCGAUCUGGAGAGCAGCCCCAGCCGCGACGUCCACCGGGCGCACCAGCACCGCAAAGGACCCGGCGCCUUCCGCGGCAAGGCGGUGAUGGAUCAACCUCUCAAUCCUUACAAAGGCUUGGAAACCCAGGAUGGUUACUUUUCCCACCGUCCGAAGGAGAAGAUGCGGACGGACAGCAACAACGAAAACUCUGUCCCCAAGGAUUUUGAGAAUAUCGACAACAGCAACUUUGCUCCCAGGACUUUGCCGAAGGAGAAGCAGCAGCCAGAGCUGGUGAAAAAGCCCCUGAGCAAACAGAAGGAGCACUUGAGACGGAAGCUGGAGCAGGAGAAGGUGAAGGAGAACUCUCUCCUUGGGAAAAACUCCAACGAGGUGCUGCCCUAUGGCAACCCUGCCCCAAAGACCAGCCACAAUGGCGGCCCAUUGAAGGAUGUGCACAGAUCACAGGCCAGGCCACACCAUUUGAAAAAGAACAGGAACAGCUCCCCAGAGCUAGGCUAUGAGCAGCCCCCAAAAUGCGAGAUCUCUGGCAAGGAGGCGAUAUCUGCACUGUCCAGAGCCAAGUCAAAGCACUGCCGGCAGGAGAUCGCCGAGACUUACUGUCUACACAAGCAAGGGAAUCUUAUGCCAGAGCAAGUGAUUCGUUUCUGUCCACUGGAAGGCAAAGCCAACAACAACGUGCAAUGGGAGGAGGACUCUGUCGAAUACAUGCCAGCCAAUCCAGUCAGGAUCGCCUUUGUCUUGGUUGUCCAUGGCAGAGCUUCCCGGCAGCUGACGCGCAUGUUUAAGGCUAUUUACCAUAAAGACCAUUUCUAUUACAUUCAUGUUGACAAGCGCUCCAAUUACCUACACCGGCAAGUGCUCCAAUUUGCAAGUCAGUAUCCAAACGUGAAAGUCACCUCUUGGCGCAUGGCAACUAUCUGGGGAGGAGCAAGCCUUUUGACCACUUACCUGCAAACUAUGCAGGAUUUAAUGGAAAUGAAGGACUGGCCAUGGGAUUUCUUCAUUAACCUCAGCGCUGCAGACUAUCCAAUCAGGACAAACGACCAGCUCGUUGCGUUCCUUUCCAGAUAUCGAAACAUGAAUUUCUUGAAGUCCCAUGGAAGAGACAAUGCAAGGUUUAUUAGAAAACAAGGUCUGGAUCGGCUUUUCCUGGAAUGCGAUGCUCACAUGUGGCGCCUCGGUGACCGGAAAAUUCCAGAAGGAAUAACUGUUGAUGGAGGGUCAGACUGGUUUCUGCUGAACAGGAAAUUUGUAGAAUAUAUCACCUUUUCCAAUGAUGACCUAGUGACAAAGAUGAAGAGGUUCUAUUCCUACACGUUGCUCCCGGCAGAGUCUUUCUUUCACACCGUCCUGGAAAACAGCCCUCAUUGCGACACGAUGGUGGACAACAACCUGCACAUCACCAACUGGAACCGCAAGCUGGGCUGCAAAUGCCAGUACAAGAAUAUUGUGGACUGGUGCGGCUGCUCUCCUAAUGACUUCAAGCCAGCCGAUUUCCACCGAUUCCAGCAAACCACGCGGCCGACCUUCUUUGCACGCAAAUUCGAAGCAGUGGUGAAUCAAGAAAUAAUUGGCCAGCUGGAUUACUACUUGUACGGCAACUACCCGUCUGGCACUCCGGGCCUUCGAUCGUACUGGGAGAAUGUCUACGAGGAGCCAGACGGCAUCCACAGCAUUAGCGACGUCAUGCUGACCAUGUACCGCUCCUUUGCCCACUUGGGCCUGCAGAGAGCGGAAACUUCCUUCCACACAAAUGGUGAAAACAGCUGCCGGUACUACCCAACAGGCCAUCCCAUCUCUGUCCAUUUCUACUUCCUAGCUGAUCAUUUUCAGGGCUUCCUUGUCAAGCACCACGCAACCAACCUGGCGGCCAGUAAGCUGGAGACUUUAGAGACAUGGGUGAUGCCAAAAAAGGUGUUUAAAAUUGCAAGCCCACCGAGUGAUUUUGGAAGGCUGCAGUUCUCAGAGAUCGGAACUGACUGGGAUGCCAAGGAGAGGAUAUUCCGGAACUUUGGUGGACUCAUUGGGCCGAUGGAUGAGCCGAUUGGCAUGCAUAAGUGGGGAAAGGGGCCUAAUGUCACCGUUACGGUCAUCUGGGUGGACCCCAUAAACAUCAUUGCUGCUACCUAUGAUAUUCUGAUAGAGUCGAGCGCAGAGUUUACUCACUACAAGCCGCCUUUGAAUUUGCCUCUCCGGCCUGGAGUCUGGACCGUUAAGAUCCUGCAUCACUGGGUCCCUGUCGCUGAAACCAAAUUCCUGGUCUCUCCUCUGACAUUUUCCAACAGGCAAGCCAUCAGGCAAGAAGAAGCCAUGAGGUUGCACGGGGGACCACCAAAGAACGCCUACAUGGAACAGAGCUUCCAAGGUCUGAACCCUGUUCUGAAUAUCCCCAUCAAUGCUGCGCAGGUGGAUCAGGCAAAGAAAAGUGCAGCCCUCACAGGCACAAAACUGGAGAACUGGGUGGACAUGUUGGUGGGAGGCAUGUGGUCAACUGUAGAUAUCUGCAGCGUGGGCCCAACCUCCUGUCCAGUCAUGCAAGUCUGCAGCCAGACGUCUUGGAGUUCACUCAGUCCAGAUCCAAAAUCUGAGUUGGGCCCUGUUAAACCUGACGGCCGUUUGAGGUAGCACCAGGUAUACCUCCUUCAUUGGCUUUAAAAGGGAAUUUAACUUUGUGUUCUUGUGACUUGGGGAGGAUUUCCAUCUGUAUUUCCACACUUAAAUUGGUUGCAAAGUGGAUUCACUGUAAAGCUGCCUCCAAGAAAAUGUACACAUUCAUUUUUCUGCAGGUCCCAAAAGCUGGUUUGAGGAUCUCCAGCUAUUUCUUCAGGGGACGGCCAUUGAUGGGUUUUGGACAGGUCGGGGAGAGAGAAAGCAGCUUUAGAACAUGUCUUAUGUUUCUGGCAGAAAUGUAGCAUCAAGACUACAGAGGGUUUUUUUAAAAAAAAAACUCAAUCUGAGCUGUUGGCUAUUUUAUCACACAUACAAACUUGCACAGCUGCUGGCUGUUUCCACAAAAGGAGUGGUGUUUGUGAAAUGAAUAGCAAAAUGGGUGCCAGUCCCAACUGCUGAAAUUGCCAUCGCUUUCCAUGCCAUUGCUUUGCAAGGCAUUCUCAGAGAAGCCUAGCAAAAGGGUAGCUGUUACCACUAUGCCAAGCCAACUCUCCAUUGGCGGGGAUUCCCAUUUUCACAUACACCCCAACAGAACUUUUAUUAUUUAUUUAUUUAUUUAUUUAAGCCUGAACUCAGCCCACCGAUAUUCACAAGGGUUCAAUAGUUGCCAUUCCAGAUUACAAAACAAUUGCACAGAGUCCCACUGGGAGGACCGCCCACCCUCAGAAAUAAAAAAUGGUGGGAGAUAGUAGUGCUAGCAGGGAAAGUGGUCAGCUUCAACCAGCCUGUGCUCAGUGCUCAAUUUACAGAGGAAGGAGAGAACUGCCCUCCUUAUCUUUUAUGAUCCCGCCCUUCUGGGUGUACAGUUGGCAGAGCACAUGCUUUGAGUGAAGAAGGCCCCAUGUUUAAUCCUCAUCAUCUCCAGUUAAAAAGAGAGUAGAUAGCAGGCGAUGGGUCAGGAUUCUCUUUGUCUAAGACACUGGAGAGCUGUUGCCAGUCAGAGCAGACAGUCCUGGCUCGGCAUAACGCCAUUUCCUAUGUACUGUUUUCAAAAGGCUACAGGAGGAGUCCCAGUUUGCCUAAAAUUGGAGGGAGGUUCAUGCAGUUCAUGAAAGGGCCUCCCUCCUUUCCUGUUGUUUGGGUUUGACCAUUACCUGUGUGGCACUUUCAAUCUCCCUCUGGUUUGUCCACCCAUUCAACAGUUGACCCAGUCCUAACACACACACCUGCUACCAUCACAUCUUAGUACAGCCCUUUGUAAACAAUGGUGGCUGGUGCCCAUUGGGACCGGUAGGGUGGAAGGCAGGGAGCCCAACACUAGGGGGAGCCAGAGCCAAUGACAGGCAGAGCCAGCCCGUUCUAGUUUUGUCCCUGCCCUCCUAUUCCCUGCUGAGUUCUACAAGGGGGGCACUGAAGACUGAGGAGGAAGAGGAGGAGGCUGACAGACUCCCUGGGCAUGGUGUUGGGGGAGCCAAGACUGAUUGCAGCGCUCCAUUUGUCCUAACAGACCAGUCUGGAAAGCUGGGGCAAAUGGUACUUUGGGCCUCAUGUUAAAAGCAGUUCUUCCAUAUGAGGGAGACCAGUGACCCCUUGAGUGCAUUUAUGCAUCAAAUCUUUGACAAUUCAGCAGGCAUUGAGUCUUUUAUAUAUACAUUUUGGAAUCAUUUGGUCUUCAGGCUGCAAAACACUGGGAGGGGGAGCACAGAUUCUAUUAAAAUUUAAAUGGCAUCUUAGUACAUAAUUUCUAGCUAACCUCUAUGGCAUAAGUUGUGCAAUAUAUGUGUGUGCGUGUGUGUAAAAAUGGCCAAUUAAUUUAACAUUUUAAAAGUUUCUCUCUCUCUCCCCUGCCCCUUCCCAAUUUUUAAGACUCUUAUAGGACAAUCCUGUGCACACUUGCCUGGGAGUAAGGCUCUGUUCUUCAACCUUGAGUCCCUGGGUGUUGUUGGACUACAACUCCCAUCAUCCUUGGCCAUUGGUUAAACUGGCUGGGGUUGAUGGGAGUUUUAGUCUGACAACAUCUAAGGACUCAAGGUUGAAGAACACUGGACGAAGGGCACUUCCAGACGGUUGCUAUUUUCAGGUGGCAUUCAGUUGCAUACCGGCAAAUUCAGGUUGCACUGUUAUAGUUGCUUGAGAAGUCUUGCACAACAAACCCGCUUCCCCGAAAGAUCAUUUGGGGGGGUGCAAUAAGGAGCAUGAUGCAAAAAUGCAUUGGAGUGUGUGGGAUAAGCCCUGAUUUAAGGCAACCUCAUCUAACCUUCCCACAAAAAAACUGGAAUGAAUGCCCAUGAAAUGGCCAACGUCGUCUGAUCUCCCAGCCAACGUAUCAGAACGAAUGCUCAAUAAACAGGUGAUCUGGAGGCACCCAAAGCCCCAUUCAACUUAGCGGGGCUUACUUCUGAGUAGACACGCAUAGACUUGUGCUGUUCUUCAGCUGUAAGCCCAUGUGUCGGAGGGGCUGACAGCACAAACACGUCGCAAGAAACGGCUGAAUUCCCUUUUAAAGCGACUGCUGCAAUGGUGAUUGUUUUUUUUAAAAAAAAAACCCAACCCAACAACCUGAGAUUCCAACGGCUUUCGCUAAUGUUUUCUCUCACCACCCCGUUUGGUUUAAAGCUACUACAGUUUGCUUUAGACUUUGAAAUUGCAGUGUCAGCUGUGCUGGCAUGAAGGCAGAGCAUUUACAGUGUUUAGCUGGCGACAAAGGAGGCUGCAUAGGAGGGCAAUUUUAGGUAUUUAUUUGUAUUUUUAGUCAAUGACUAAUUAGUAGGUGCUGCUUAUGCAGCUUGGAGAUUAUCUUAUCUUACUAACAAAAGCUGCCUUUAUUAAGAAAAGGCCUUUUCAAAAAGAAAAAAGAAAUCUAAUUUCUCUCCCCCGACUCUCUUUUUCUUUCUGUUGCCUUGAUAAGAAUUCUGACUCCAAACAAAAUUUGCUAGAGGUUCCAAUUGCUCAAAAAGAGAGGGAGGGGAACCUUUUCCAUCAGAAAUGUCCAGUCGGGUAUAGCAGCUCGUCUUUUCAGUAAAUCCAUCCAUAGCUAUUAGAAACCAAGUGAUGUCCUAGUAAACCAUGCCUAUCUAGGUCAGGGACUGAGGACUCUAUGGCCCAGGGGUUGCUAGACUGUAACUCCCAUCAUCCCUACCCAUUGGCCAUGCUGGCUAAGGUUGAUGGGAGUUGGAGUCAAACAAUAUCUGGAGGGCCACAGGUUUCCCCGUCCCUGGCUUAGGUGCUUUCAUAAGUUGACCUCUCUCCUUCUGCUGCAGAACUAUCUCGAUUCCUGCCCGGAGGCCAGCAUUCUCAUGCCUGAGGCAGGAACAAUCCAGCAUUCCAUCAUGCAAGAGAAGCUUUUGGGCUGGUUCCUGCAUGCAUGGUCAUCACUCAAUGAGUUUCAUCUGAGUGGUCUUCCUCAAAAAUGAUUAUGUUGAGUUCAUAUGAAGGAAGGGGUGAUCCGCUACCCUUAACCAAAUGCAACUUGAAAAAAACAAAGUUAAAGCACUUAUAUAUAAUUAUAAAUUACAUAAACAUUGGUUUUUAAUUUUCCACAGUGGGAUAAAAUAGUGCUUUCCUUAUUCAUACUACUUAUUUUAUUCUGUGGAAAAUUAAAAUUCAAUGCUUAUAUCAUUUAUAUAUUUAGGUAUGUUGUACCUUAACUCUGUUCUUGCUGAGUUGAUGUGAGCCAUCGGUGUUUGACCGGCAACAGCUGUUUCACAUGUUCAUUGAGCUGUGAACGAUGCUUGCGUAGGCCUGCCCAAGCCAGGAUUCUGUUAAUCCUCUCCUUGAGCUUGAUUCAGAUCAAGGCAGCUUCCUAAACCUAUGGUGCAGAUCACUCAGCAUACACCACUCCUCGUAGCUGCCCCUGUCAGCCACAUGAAUCUUCUUAAGCUGAAUUCCCUGGUUAUGUGGACUGUGGAGACAGAUACACUGGAUGGCUUUGCUAGCAGAGCAGUGAAGCCCUACAAGGGAAUUCCCAAAAGCUCCAGCUGCAGGCUAUAGUGCAGAAUAAACAGCGAAGUAACUGCUAAGACCACCGCUCUGCUUCUCUGCAAUACCCAUGCAUUUUAGCCUGUCAGUACCCUGAAGAUGCAGCUCUUUGCACACUUAUAUGAAAUGAGAUCUGCGGGCUUAUGGGCCCAUAACCAUGUGCAGAAUCAGAGCCAAAUUCUUUAGGCCAUUCCAGAUUAGGGUUGCCAGGUCCAUGGCCUGAGAUUGAUCCUGUAUCUUUAGGAGAAGAGAAGGUCAGCAAAGUGCAGGUGU
Messenger RNA from Rhineura floridana, 7347 nucleotides. RefSeq names its product xylosyltransferase 1 (gene XYLT1). Gene Ontology annotation, biological process: heparan sulfate proteoglycan biosynthetic process; chondroitin sulfate proteoglycan biosynthetic process. The record is from RefSeq and is a predicted model, not a curated record. Gene Ontology annotation, cellular component: membrane. Lineage: Eukaryota; Metazoa; Chordata; Lepidosauria; Squamata; Rhineuridae. The transcript is spliced from 12 exons. Gene Ontology annotation, molecular function: protein xylosyltransferase activity. The coding region runs from base 238 to 3111 and encodes 957 amino acids.